UGCUGCACAGCACUAUGGUAGAAUCUGUGGGGAGUGAUUUUGCCUUUUGUUUAUGCUAUUCAGUAUAGCUUGAUCUUUUAAAAAUAAAUAUGAUGAUUUAUAUGAAACAAUAAACUCAUUAUCCCAAAAUUAAAUAAAUAAGCCAAUGAACAAAGAGCUAUGUUCUCUCUCCUGGGAUGUUGAGACACUAGCUGGGAGGCUCUGGAUAGGAACCAAUAAUAACAGAAUGGAGAAUAGAUGUGCUGAGCCCUUAGGGACCAUGUGGUCUAGCCCACCUGUUUUACAGAUGGGGAAACCCCUAAAGGUCCCUUUUCAGUCCAAGGUCACGGAGACUCGAGUCUGCAGUAGAUGAGGCUGGGGACUGCAUUCCGGAUGCUACAGAAGCACCGUCUUAGGGGACUUGCUCAAUAGCUAUGAAGAGCCCAUCCAAGGCCAGUGCACAGCCUCCAGGUAAGAAGUCCAGUUCUUCCAGCCCACACCCCUUGCCCAGGGUGCUUCCUAUUCCAAGUAAUGAAAAGCGAGUACUUCCCUCAGCCCUGGGGAAGAGGACCCCUUCUCCUUCAGCUGCAGAUAUAAGUUCCCGCCUCCCAGCCUCAGCCCAGAGCAAGCAGCUACUCACACCAUGAAGCUCAGCCGCCUCCUUGCCCUUUGCCUCGCCCUCUGCCUGGUGGGCUUGGCCAGCUCAAGAAAGACCUCAGCCAAUCUUCAGCAAGAGGCUUCCCAGGAGUUGUUCCAAACUCCCCCUGCCCUCUGCCAGCUUCCCCCAGUGAGGGGCCCUUGCAAAGCCUCUUUGCACCGAUACUUCUACAACUCUACGUCCAUUGAGUGUGAGCCCUUUACCUAUGGUGGUUGUCAGGGCAAUGCCAACAAUUUUGAGACCACAGAGACCUGUUUGAAGGUCUGCAAACUCCCUGGUGAGUCCUCUGAUGGAAACAGGAGGAGUAAUGGAGGUGACAGCAUGCUGGGCAUGUGAAGGGAGGUGGUGUUGGUGAGAAUGCUGGCAGUGAUUCAGAUGAUCAUGUAAAUAUGGAAGUUGGUGAUGAUGAGAAUAAUGGGAAUAAGAUGGGUCACCGUGGGCUGCUGAGGGUGGUAAUGAGGUGUAGACAGUAAGGCUGCGGUGGAUGGUGGCAUGGAUAGUAAAGAUGAAAGGAAGCUUGGUUAUUGCAGUAAGCCCUUUUAAAAUACAUGGUGGGGCUGGUAAAGGUGAAAACGGCAAUGUAACCUUCACACGGGUGAUCCUGUUGACAGAGGUGAUGAACGUGAUUGUAGCACUGAUCACGGUGGGAGGUGACAGAAGUGAGGAGGCCCCCAGGUUGGUGGGUGUUGAAGGGGUUGGGUAAGGAGUCUAGCUUGAUGGCUCUGGCUCUAGGCCGCCAACAGGCCAGCCAAAUAGGGAGCUGGCUGUCAUCUCCAUUACAGAGAGCAAGGUCAAGAGCAGCUGAAGGUGAUAUCUGCAUGUUCCCAGGCCUUGACCGAAAGCUGGCUCGGCUGCCAUUCCUACGCAGAGGCCCUGU
Messenger RNA from Balaenoptera musculus (blue whale), 1514 nucleotides. Its product is annotated as colostrum trypsin inhibitor-like. Lineage: Eukaryota; Metazoa; Chordata; Mammalia; Artiodactyla; Balaenopteridae. Bases 623 to 973 code for a protein of 116 amino acids. The record is from RefSeq and is a predicted model, not a curated record. The transcript has 2 exons. Gene Ontology annotation, molecular function: serine-type endopeptidase inhibitor activity.